UUUUCGGUAACUAUCGGUGGAUCGUUUCGGCAAAUAUAGCUAGUACAGGGUAUAUGCCAGUCGGACAGCAUCGGCUAAAGCCUUCUCACAUUUACAGAACGCACCGAAAACGAUAACGUGUUUGGCGAUUUAAGACCCCUUAUCAGGAGGCAUCAAUGCUUAUCAGACGGCCGGUCUGAGGCGAAGCUUUUAGUUUAUAUAAAUAAACGUACUCCAACCAGUACACUUAGUUCCACAUAAACAUUACCAAGGAGACGUUGACAUGGCGCACCAGGGUAGAUCUAUUCUGACCGGCACAUUUGCGUGCCUGUUGCUCGGAUUCUUUGUACUCCAAUCGCCGGCUGUGGAGGGCUCUAAUAUAUUGGGCGUGUUCACCAGCCACAGUCCAUCGCAUCUGAUAAUCCACAUGUCCAUUAUGAAGGCGCUGGCGGAGGAGGGCCACAAUGUGACAGUGGUGUCAACCGCACAGCCAAAGGUCACCCACAAGAGCAUCAAACAUAUUUUGAUACCUCUGACCGCAGCCGAGGAGAAGGUCAUAAGCGAUGGCAUGACCGCAAUGGCCAAGGAGAAGCCCUCGAUGGUUACGACGAUGAAAAGCUUAUUUGGUUCGCUCUCGAUGCUUAUUUAUAAGCAAGUGGACGUGCUGGAGGACAAACGCUUCACCGAUCUCUACAAGAACAAAGACAACAAAUUUGAUGCAGUUGUCGUGGGUUUCUUCUUCAACUUCUAUCAGGUGGGCCUCGGUGCCAAAUUUAAUUGCCCGUUGAUUUUGAGCUGGACCGGAGCGCCCAUGGUGCAAAUUAAUGAUGCUGUUGGCAAUCCCGAACUGGUCGCCACGGUGCCCAGCAUGAAUGUAGCCGUUCUGCCGGGCCAGGUCAUGGACUUUAAGAAGCGUCUGGCUAAUUUUGGCAGCUCCAUGUUCUUGCGCCUUUUAGGUUUCUACCUGGAGGUGUUAAAUGUGCAGUUUUACGAUCGCCUUUGGGGUAAGGAUCCGGCCAUGAUAAGCUAUGAGGAGGCCAAGAAGAACGUGUCUCUGGCAUUCUGCAAUAGUCAUGCCAUCAGUGAAGGACCUAUCAGGCCCAACGUGCCUGCAGUUAUUGAGAUUGGUGGCAUACAGAUUAAGGAUAAGCCCGAUCCCUUGCCACAGGACAUAAAGGAGUUUUUGGACAAUGCCAAGCAUGGCGCGAUUCUCUUCAGCCUGGGCAGCAAUCUCAAGGGCGAUCACAUUCAACCAGAACUCAUUGGCAAGAUAUUCGAAGCGCUCUCUAGCCUCAAGCAAAAUGUGAUCUGGAAGUGGGAUGAUCUUAAGAACUUGCCCGGAAAAUCGGCAAAUAUUCUCUAUAAGAAGUGGCUGCCACAGGACGACAUACUCGCCCAUCCCAAUAUUAAGCUAUUUAUAACGCACGCUGGCAAAGGAGGCGUGGCCGAGUCUCAGUACCAUGGCAAGCCCAUGCUGGCGCUGCCUGUGUUUGCCGAUCAGCCUGGAAAUGCAGAUAAGCUGGUUCAGGCGGGCUACGGCCUACGCAUCGACUUGUUCACCCUGGAGGUGGAUGAGUUUAAGGGUGCCAUCAAGGAGAUAGUCAAGAAUCCCAGCUACACCACCAAGGUUCAACAGUUUUCCAAGCUCUAUCGCGAUCGUCCCAUAUCGGCCCGCGAUUCGGUGAUCUACUGGGUGAACUAUGUGCUCCGUCAUCAUGGCGCCGGGCACAUGCAGAGUCCCCUCGUCCAUAUGAACUUUAUUGCGAGCCACAAUCUGGACGUCUAUCUAUUACUUACAGCGAUUGUUAUUGUUAUCGCCUUGAUAAGCACAGUUGUGCUCAAGUUCUUCUGGAGGAAAUGUUGUGGCGGCAAAGGCAAGUCUCAAGAGACUGGCCAAAAGGCGAAGGUCAAGAAGCACUAGUACUAUUUAUUGUAAAUAAGACGAUAUAAGAUAUUACGACUUUUUUAAUUGUAAAUAAGCAAUACAACGACAAUAAAUUUCGAUGUAAAUAUUACACAUA
Messenger RNA from Drosophila montana, 2000 nucleotides. Its product is annotated as UDP-glucosyltransferase 2-like. Bases 263 to 1900 code for a protein of 545 amino acids. The record is from RefSeq and is a predicted model, not a curated record. Lineage: Eukaryota; Metazoa; Arthropoda; Insecta; Diptera; Drosophilidae. Gene Ontology annotation, molecular function: UDP-glycosyltransferase activity. The transcript is spliced from 2 exons.